AUGAAUCUAGUAAUAUACGAAGUAAUUAAUACAAAAAUAGCACAACUGGGUACCUACUUGUCCAGAAAAACAGACGACAAAAAACACGUAACGAAUGAUGCAGUCACUCACGGUCCUCUAGCAAAUCACGCCUCGAGGCAACUCUCAACAGCAACACUGCCAGCUAAGCUGAAAAUAUUUCGUCACAUGGUCAGCGAGCUGCCACUUGGGAGCAGAGGCUUGCUAUGGCCAGGAAAGUCGGUUCUUGCUUUGCCAAAUGCUAUCCAGUAA
This is a messenger RNA of Dovyalis caffra, 270 nucleotides long. The record is from the annotation of a GenBank genome assembly. NCBI's taxonomy places the organism in Eukaryota, Viridiplantae, Streptophyta, Magnoliopsida, Malpighiales, Salicaceae.